AUGCGCGGAUAUUGUCAGAUUACAACAUACACUAAAGUGAGAGUUAGUGCAAUUGCCGGCCAUAACUGCAAAUGCCAAGAUCCCUCUGGUACUGGCCCUCAAUGGAAUGAUCUCACCAAGAAGGUCUGCCAGGAGAGGCUACCAGGAGAGAGCUCCUAUUGUCAACAGUUUGGCAAGAAAUAUCAUGGGAGCCACCAUCAGUGCUCGAGCCCUGGAAAUUGUAUUGACAGCGGCGGAUUCAACUCUCGCUGCAAAGAACUUGGCGCGCCUGGUGCUUUCUGCUGGGACUAG
Messenger RNA from Fusarium falciforme, 291 nucleotides. RefSeq lists its product as hypothetical. The coding region runs from base 1 to 291 and encodes 96 amino acids. Lineage: Eukaryota; Fungi; Ascomycota; Sordariomycetes; Hypocreales; Nectriaceae. The record is from RefSeq and is a predicted model, not a curated record. The transcript has 2 exons.